This is a messenger RNA of Dinoponera quadriceps, 756 nucleotides long. RefSeq names its product histidine-rich glycoprotein-like. The coding region runs from base 1 to 756 and encodes 251 amino acids. The transcript has a single exon. NCBI's taxonomy places the organism in Eukaryota, Metazoa, Arthropoda, Insecta, Hymenoptera, Formicidae. The record is from RefSeq and is a predicted model, not a curated record.
AUGUCCACCCUACGUCGUGUGUUGGUGACCAUUCUCGUGGCGAUAUACAUCGCCACUUAUUGCGUGACUACCGCGCGUGAGAUCGCCCGAGACGGUGCUGACGACCUGCAAGUGGCCGCCAGUCAUCACGGUCAUCAUCAUCACGAGCACGGCGGUGGAGAAGAACAUCAUUCCGGUCACCAUCACGAACAUGGCGGGAAGGGCCACAAAGGUUAUAAACAUCACGGUCACCACGAGAAGGGUGACAAGGGACACCAUGACAAGGAACAUCAUCACGGCCACCAUGACGAGCACGGAGGACACAAGAAACACCAUCAUCAUGACGACGGCUACCAUCACGAGCAUCACGAGGGCAAGAAGGGAGAGAAGGGUCACAAGUUCCACGAAAAGGGCCACUUCGGCAAAGGCCACAGCACUCAUGGUCAUCACGAGGUGAAGAAACAUGACGAGUACAAGAAGGACAAGGAAUUCUUCGACGAGCAUCACGACCACGGCCAUCACGAGGAGCACGGUGGCCAUCAUCACGAGCACGGCCACAAGAAAGGCGGCCAUUUCAAGAAGGGUCAUCACGAUCAUCAUCAUCACGAGGAUCAUCACGGUAAGAAGGGUCAUCACGAGAAAGGUCACCAUCAUCACGACCACAAGGGACACAAGAGUCAUCAUGAUCACCACGAGCAUCAUGAUCAUCACCAUCACCACGGCAAGAAGGGCGGUCACGAGGAUCACAAGAAGUGGGGAUACAAGAAGGGACAUUAA